AUGACCAUCGAUUUUGCUUUGCAGGAUCGUUCUCUCGGCACGACCAUGACCCCCGCCUCUCCGUCUGAUGAUAAACCAAGGACAAUACAGACUAGCAACGCUUUAUGUACUGUCCAUGCAACAUUGAAAGCGUUGUAUGGAGAGUAUAUAGCUUCGUUAUCCAGGCGACAUGUCACUUCCCCGGCGCGUAUGUCUCACGGCACUAUCGAAGGCGAGGUAGUCAAGAUUACCACCUUGCGCGGAAAGUAUUUUCGGUUUAUGGGAUUCACUCACAACAAUGAACAAUUUUUACAUGCAGAAGAGGCAGUCCAUCUGGCGCAGAAUGACCGCUUGUUGAUAUGGGACGGCGAGUCACCUCUCAGUAUGCAGGAAGUAUACGCACAAUUGUUGAAUUUUCAAACCUAUCCGUUAUAUUUGAUACUUAGUCAUUUUUUGCAGUUCGGUUAUGUUUUGCGAAAACGUGAUCAGCGGGCUAGCCAGUCGCGAACUUACUUGCGUACUUCAUGUAAGUGGACACGCCCUUUUCCGACCACAAUCCCAAUUGGCGUGUCACCUUUGCGUUUGCCUGAUUUCGGAUCCGAGAUUAAGGCGCCUGGUUGCCGAGUAAACGUUGACGAUUUAAAAUCUCUUGUUGACCCUCGAUCCAUACUACCAUUGUCGGAGUUAAUGCGCUCCUUACAAUCAGUGGUUCAACCAUAUCCGGAACCAACGGUUAGCUCAGCCGGUGUUAAUCUUCUCUACGAUGGAUACGGCGGACACAGUUCAUCGAAUGGCCAAUGGCGGAUAACAAACUUUUCCAAACGGUUUCCGCCGCCACCAGAUUUUGUGAUCAUCAAAGCUACUCCUCGCGAGCCUUAUCCUUAUGUCUCACAACAACAGCUGAUCGAUGAAAAUCUGAAUCCAUCCACAACAUUGAUAUUAUGUGUCAUUGACGGAUCUGAUGUGUUCUUCCAUCAGCUUAUGCCUUUCACAACGCCUAUCCUCCAGUACACUGUCAAUGAGGGUAACACAUGUUGAAUGGACUAUUGUAUACCCUCCCCCCGUGUGUGUGCGCGCCAUAGCAAAGUGAC
This is a messenger RNA of Dicrocoelium dendriticum, 1070 nucleotides long. The record is from the annotation of a GenBank genome assembly. Lineage: Eukaryota; Metazoa; Platyhelminthes; Trematoda; Plagiorchiida; Dicrocoeliidae.